Molecule: messenger RNA, 841 nt
Organism: Tribolium madens (black flour beetle)
Lineage: Eukaryota; Metazoa; Arthropoda; Insecta; Coleoptera; Tenebrionidae
Product: protein takeout-like
Exons: 4
Coding region: 38-769 (243 amino acids)
Source: RefSeq, a predicted model, not a curated record
UAAAUAUUAGAGACGACCUCAGACUUCAUUAUUUACAAUGAAGACGGCAAUAGUUUUGGUUUUAGUGGCGGUGGCCCAAAGUGCCAAGUUUCCUUCAAAUUUUCACAAAUGUAACCGCAAAGACCCUGAUUUUGAUAAAUGCGCUCUUGAAGCUGCCAAUAAUGGAGUUGUGCAAGUUACUAAACCUUUCCCUGAAAUCCAUUUACCAAAUUUGAACCCUUUGGAAAUGAGUGAGCUGAAAAUUGGGGCUGGAUCCGAAGGGGUUGUUAAUGUACAACAAAAUUUUAAAAACUGUAAAUUGUACGGUAUCGAUAAAAUACAUUUUGACACUUUCCGUUUUGAUUUUGAGAAAAAAGUCUUAGAUGCUAGUUCUUUUAUCCCUGAAAUUAAAAAACUCUGCGAUUAUGAACUCAACGGCAAAGUUCUUCUUUUACCAAUUGUUGGGACCGGCAAAAGCACGAUUAUUUUGCGAAAUAUCAAACUUGGAGGUCAGUACAAUUUCGAGGAAGUCCAAAAGAAGGGAAAGACUUUUAUGAAUUUCAAAACAUUUACUUUUUCUUUCAACCCCGAUUUUGUUUCAUUCGACUUUGAAAAUCUCUUCAAUGGUGAUAAACAACUCGGCGAUAAUAUUAAUAAAGUGUUGAAUGAGAAUUACAAGGAGGUGUUUGCUGAUGUCCAAAAGGGCUACGAGGAGGGCUUUGGACUUGUAAUUAAGAAUAUUUUGAAUAAUUUGUUCGCUAAAGUUUCAAUGGAGGAAGCUUUCGAUUAAAGAAUUUACUUAAUUUUUAUAUUUAUGUCAUUGUAAGUAGUAUUAAAAUUUAAUAAAAAUCCUUAACAAAAA